GGCAAGCUCGCGAAUAUAUAAAUUCAACCAAGGAGAGGAAUCUUUCACUUCACAUUUGGUACUGGGCAUCACAUAACACUAUGUGGUUCCCUGUGACCCUUCUCCUACUUGUCGGCGUGGCCGUGGCCACAACUGAUCACAGCCAUGGUUGGGAAUCGCAAACCGAGUAUCAAUACCUUGUACACAGUAGAACAAUAACAGGCCUUGACAAGUUGAAAAACCAAUAUAGUGGACUUCAGUUAAAAGGUGUCCUUACCGUUCAAGUAAAAUCACCGGAAUCGUUGGUGGCGAAGCUUUCCGAUCCGCAGUAUGCUCGUAUACAUACUACAUUACCGGACGGUCCGGAAACCAAGAUCUCCGACCAGAUGCUGGAAUAUCGCGAGCUUCCCAUGUCAGGAAAGCCAUUCGAAAUCAAGUUGAAGCAUGGAGUGAUCCGGAACUUGAUGGUCGACCGUGAUGUACCUACUUGGGAACUGAAUAUCCUCAAGGGUUUCGUGAGUCAGUUACAGGUUGACACGCAGGGCGAAAACGUGAUAAAACGCAAGGACACUCAAAUUCCGAUCGAUGAGAAUUCUUCCUCUAUAUUUAAUGCCAUGGAGGACUCCGUCGGUGGCAAUUGCGAGGUUCUGUACGAGAUCAUUCCGUUGCACAGUGAUGCUAUUCUAGAGAGACAAGAUAGGCUACCUUUCCCACACUUACACGGUGGCGCUCAACAUUACGACGUUAAGAAAACGAAGAAUUACAAUAACUGCCAGCAGCGACAGCUUUAUCACGUCGGCUUACACGAUUCAUUGUUAAAGGAAAAAGUAAAUCAGCAGGAUCAAAUUCUUUCGCAAUUUUCUACGACUCAAAUGAUCAUCACGGGCGAUCUGAAACGUUUCACAAUUCAAUCCACCGAGACGAAGAAUCAAGUGUCCGUCAAACCUGACGUAUCUGAUCCUUUCAUUGGCGCCGUCCACAGCUUAACGAGAUUAACUUUAGCCAGAAGAAGCAAAGUCUCCAACCCUUUGUCUGACCAACUCGAAUCAGCCAAUUUCGAAUCAACUGGAAACCUAUUGUACGCAUAUAAUGAUCCAUUCUCUGGCUCCGAGAAUCGAAAAGCACGUCACCCGAGCAUUAGUCAAAAUUCCGCGCAAGUACAAUCGUCAGAGAGCAGCAGCUCUUCUCAAAGUUCCAGCAGCGAGGAAGACGCAAUGCUGCUGGAUGAUUCUCUCUGGCAAUCUAAAGCGCCAUUGCAUCUGGCUCCAAACGUACCGCUGUUACCUUACUUUGUCGGCUACAAGGGCAAGACUAUCCAGAUGUCCGAUAAAGUCAACGUUGUGGAACAUGCCGCGAAUCUAAUUUCUCAAAUAGCCGAAGAAGUAGGUUCUUCAUCAAAAAUAACUGGAGAUACGCUGGAGAAAUAUACAAUCUUGAAGAACCUUGUUCGCACCUUGAACUUGGAGCAGUACGCUGAGUUAGAGAAGCGCGUAAACUCCUUAAAUAAGGAGGGCCAAUAUGUCUGGAGCAUCCUGCGCGAUGUAGUCACACAUGCCGGAACUGGACCUGCUUUACUCACUAUCCACAAUUGGUUAAAAACAAAACAAAUUAAAGGCAUAGAGGCAGCAAGUAUUAUCUCACAAAUCCCCAGGCACGUUCGCCACCCAACGGCGGAAUAUAUUCAAGCAUUCUUCGAAUUGUGUCUCGAUCCAGUAAUAACGCAACAGAAAUAUGUAAAUGUGUCGACGCCUCUAGCAUUUGCCGAAUUGCUCGGCAAAAGUUAUAACGGUCAGAAAAAUUAUCCGAUACACAGUUUUGGCCCUAUGACACUCAAGACAAACAACGAGGUGGUUAAUCGCUAUAUUCCCCAUUUCGCUAAUCAGCUGAAACAAGGCUUGAGCGAAAACAACAGUCAAAAAAUUCAGACAUAUAUAGCAGCACUUGGUCUCACCGACCAUCCGAAUAUUAUCUCGAUUUUUGAACCGUACAUAGAAGGCACGGAGCCAGUAACGAAAUUUCAACGUAAAUUCAUUGUAACUGUUUUGACCAUCUUAGCCGAACACCAACCGAAAUUAGUUAGACCUAUUUUCUACAAGCUCUAUUUGGACACAAAUGAGGAUCACGAGGUUCGUAGUCUUGCAGUAUUUGGUCUUAUCAAGACCGAUCCACCUUUGAAUAUGUGGCAACGCCUAGCGGAAUUCACUAAUGUUGAUAAGAGCGAACAUGUAAACUCUUUCGUGAAGUCUACGAUACAGAGCCUCGCUAAUCUGAAACGACCGGAAAUGCAAAAUCUCGCUAACAAGGCGCGCAGUAUUAAGCAUUUGUUAACGAAAAAGAACAGUGGUUGGUACUCAAAAGCCUACUACGGGGACAUUGAAAAUUGGUUCUAUAGAGGAUUUAAUUUGCAAGCUAUUAUUGGUGACGACAGUGCAAUACCUACAUGGCUAUUCUUUAUGGUGAAUUCAAUUUACGAUCGCAUCGGACAACCCACAGUGGCAACAUAUGAGGUAUCGAACGGCAAGCAGUUUUUGAAUAAACUGUAUGAAUUGCUGCAAUCACGACAGCAGAAAGGCCAACAAGCAAGCGAAGAAUUAUCGCAAGUAUCAGGCUUUGAAGAACUCGUGCAAGCACUUAAGAUCAAGCCCGAACACUUGAAUAAGUUGGAAGGAAAUGUCGCCUUUAGCUCGGUGUACAAUUUGCUGUUCUAUCCCUUCGACGGUCCAGCAAUUGAAAAUCUUUCCCAUGAAGUAAAAGAUUUCAUCUUCAAGAGUCAAAAAUUACAAUCAACUAUAAUCAACAAUCAAGAAGUAACAGUGAGUUUCCCGAUUGAAAAUGGCCUGCCAUUCAUUUAUACUUUCGAGUCGCCAGUGUUAAUGAAGCUUAACGCUGACUGGCAAAAUCAAGGCAAAUCAAGGCAAAUCAGUGAGCAAAUAUCUGGCAAUUUUGAUGCUCUUGUCGCCAAGAGGGUUCAGAAGCGAUUUGGAUUUCUAGCGCCUUUCGAGCAUCAAAAUUACAUGACUGGUGUCGAUCACAGUCUCCAACUACAAGUACCAUUAGAGUUUGAAGUCACAGUUGGUCAUAAAGGUUCAGGUUUAAGCGGGCUGAAGAUUCGCCCGAACAUCUUAUCUAUGCAAACUCAAGUAGAUUCUUCUAAUGGAUUCAAAUUGUUGCACCACAGCACCAUUCCAUUCACCACGCGACAAGACGUUCUUGAUCUUCAACCUGUAUCUCUUGAUAAAAACACACAUCUUGUACUGACUUCAGAGAAACAUAAAACCACAUUCGAGAAAGAUCCACUUCAUAUCCAGGUAGAAUCUGAUAACAAACAAGUAGAAAGAAGUAAUGUAGGAGAUAACGUUGUACAGAUUGUACACCAACUGAUGGGUAGUUCAAAGAAAAAUUCGAAUUAUAAAAAGUUAGACGUAUCAAUAAAUCUUGGACAGAUAGAACAGAGUGGCUUAUAUUUCAACAUCGGUUACGAUAAAAUGGUACUUGAUGAUAACAAUGGUCAUAAUAAGCAUCCGCGUGCAUUAGAGUCCCAAAGACUAUUUUCUAUAAAGUAUACGAAACCAGACAGUGAGAACAGAAGAAAGGAGAUUAUGGAAACACUUAGCCAAGGCGUCAAGUCGGGUAACGUCCACGUAUUUGAUGUAAGUUACAAGGUCCCGUUACAAAAGCACGCACAAGUUCUCACCGUCGGUAUAAUGGAGCUCAACAACGUGAACAAAACGCAUGCGACUUAUGUUUAUUGGAAUUCUCAAUCGAAAACGGAAGAGCCGGAAUAUGAAGUUUGCUACGUUCAAACAAUGGAAAGAUCACCAAAGACUCCUUUAGACUUUGAAUAUACGCUUAGAAGUAACCCGGAAGAUACGCUCCAGGGUGUACUUCGAUAUGGAAAGAGUUGCAUGGAAGGAACCAAAGUUAUUGUCGAAGGAAAAGCGAUGCGAAGUAACGAAUUGAAGGAAGCGAUAGAGAACUCCGAAACAGCCAAAAAAUGUUGGGAAGAGAUUCAAAACGGAAACAAAGUACCGCGGGCUUGCCAGAAGGCCACCCAGCUUGGCGAAAUAAAGGAUAAUAUAAGAGUUGUAAUUAAGGGAACAACUGACAUUGUUCGAAAUGUUAUUAACAAGAUUGUGGGUUGGCUCGAAAAUAUAAUGAAAAUACGUGUAAAAGAAAACGACAAUAACUUUGAAACAAAUAACAUCAAUGUAAAAAUGAAUUUAUUGCCCUACAAACUACCAAAAGUCUCAGUGCAAACCCCGCAACAAGAGAUUACUUUCCCAUACAAUACGGAAACUUCUUUCGAAGAACAACGGCUAUUGACAGAAAAAGUCAAAAUGCUUGAAAAUGAAAUAGAAAGACCUUUGUGUACUCUCGACAAAAAUAAGAUCGUUACUUUUGAUAAGCGGGUUUAUCCUGUGACACUGGGGACAACUGAGCACGUAUUAUUGACCACUUAUCCGAUACUAGAUCCUGAUAAUCACAAGAAUCCAAUUCCGGAAGAAUCGAGAGUGGCUGUCUCAGUUCAUGAUACGAACGACGGCAGCAGGAGCGUUAAUGUAUUCUUGGGCAAACGAGAAAUUAAAUUGGUAAAAUCGGGUUAUGAACUGAAAGCUGUAGUUGACGGACAGACAGUCGAUUUUGGAUCGGAGAGAUAUUAUCGUUAUCUCGAAAACGGCGAUGUUAUUUUCGAAAUCAGCUUGCUACCGGACCAUUCGAUCUUCUUGUACUCGAAGAAGUAUGGAAUUUACGUUGCGUAUGACGGAAACCAUGUUGCAGUAUGGGGAGCCCAUAGAUAUCGCAAUGCCGUGCGCGGUCUCUGCGGCAACUACGACUCCAAUCUUGACAACGAUUUCCUUACUCCCGAGAACUGCCUUCUGACGAAACCGAAAGAAUUUACCUCCACGUAUGCUUUGAUUCAGGAGAAUUCCGAGGGACCUAUUCUGGAGAACAGGCGAAGAGCCGAACAAGCCCAGUGCAGGGAGCGCUCAUCGAUGCGUAAUUAUCAGAGCAACAUUAUCAACGAUAGAGAAGCGGGAAGAAUAACGGCAGAGGGCGAGCUACCAUCCGGACAAAGUUGGGGCUAUCAUCCUGUUAAUCGCAAUAGAGCGAACGGACACCGCCAUCGAGAUUCUAGCAGAUCCAGUCAAGAAUACAGUCAGGAGCAAGAGAAUAGAAAUCAUAAUCGUGAUUCGGGAGAACACAACAUUGUCUAUCGCACAAGAGUCUUCGAAGACAACUCCCAGCAACACAUUUGUUUCACUACCAAACCUGUGCCAACGUGCCGCGAGGGGACUACUCCAACGGAAAGAAAGUCGAAGAAAUAUGACCUUAUCUGCGAGGAGAGGAAUGAGGAAUCUGUAGGAUUGAAACACAGAGUCGAGAAAGGUGCUAAUCCCGAUUUUAGCCAACGAAAGCGUGCUAACAAGUCGAAAACUUUCCAAGUUCCUGUCAGUUGCAGCGGCACCGUGUAGUCCGGCAGUACCGAAAUAAUAUGCCGAUCUUGCAUACCUAAUCGAAAAACGAAUUCUUUCUUUUUUUUUAUUUUAUUUUUUUUUAAUCUGCAAAUAUGUUAUUAUAGUAAUUGCAGUAAUAUAAGCAAUAAUAAAGUUGAGGCUUUUCAACGUAA
Molecule: messenger RNA, 5608 nt
Organism: Wasmannia auropunctata (little fire ant)
Lineage: Eukaryota; Metazoa; Arthropoda; Insecta; Hymenoptera; Formicidae
Product: vitellogenin-3-like
Exons: 7
Coding region: 81-5453 (1790 amino acids)
Biological process (GO): lipid transport
Molecular function (GO): lipid carrier activity
Source: RefSeq, a predicted model, not a curated record